CGCUGCUAUCAAUAUCUCUCUCUCUCUCCUCUCCAUUUAGUUUGACUUUGACCACCAGUUUACAGUUACUCUUCUCUUAUUACAGUUACACCCUCAUUUCGAAAAGAGCAUCCAAAAAAGAAAAUCCCUCCUUUUAUAUGCAGCCAUGAAAGCUCAGUUAGCCCAAAGCUGAGUGAUCAACCUCUCUCUCUCUCUAGGACUUCAUUUUCGCAUUUGAAAAAUGGCGGAAACAGCAGCUGAAUCUAAAGCAAGUGGGAAUGAAGAGAAGAAGAAAGAGCAAAGCCUGCCAUUCUAUCAGCUAUUUUCAUUUGCGGAUAGAUAUGAUUACUUGCUGAUGAUUUCCGGCAGCCUCGGUGCUGUCAUACAUGGCUCCUCAAUGCCUGUCUUCUUUCUGCUUUUUGGGGAAAUGGUUAAUGGUUUCGGUAAAAACCAAUCGGAUUUGCACAAAAUGACACAUGAAGUUGGAAAGUAUGCUUUGUAUUUUGUGUUUCUUGGCUUAGUGGUGUGCUGCUCUUCCUACGCAGAGAUUGCAUGCUGGAUGUACACGGGAGAGAGGCAAGCUGGGAGGCUGAGAAGAAAAUAUUUGGAGGCAGUGUUGAAACAGGACGUGGGAUUUUUUGAUACUGAUGCAAGAACUGGUGAUAUUGUUUUUAGUGUUUCUACUGACACUCUUCUUGUACAAGAUGCAAUCAGCGAGAAGGUUGGAAACUUUAUACAUUACCUAUCGACGUUUUUGGCGGGGUUGGUGGUUGGCUUUGUGUCAGCAUGGAGGCUUGCCCUGCUGAGUGUGGCUGUGAUUCCCGGCAUUGCAUUUGCUGGAGGUCUCUAUGCCUACACCCUUACUGGACUCACCUCCAAGACUCGCCAAUCCUACGCCAGCGCUGGUGUCGUUGCUGAGCAGUCGAUUGCACAAGUUAGGACGGUUUACUCGUAUGUUGGGGAGACGAAAGCUCUGAAUGCAUAUUCAGAUUUGAUACAGAACACUCUCAAGCUUGGAUACAAGGCUGGAACGGCUAAAGGGCUUGGACUAGGAUGUACCUAUGGCAUAGCCUGCAUGUCGUGGGCACUCGUGUUCUGGUAUGCCGGUGUCUUCAUUAGAAACGGACAGACUGAUGGUGGCAAGGCAUUCACUGCUAUCUUCUCUGCCAUUGUUGGUGGCAUGAGCCUUGGUCAGUCGUUUUCCAAUCUUGGGGCGUUCAGUAAAGGUAAGGCUGCCGGAUACAAGUUGAUGGAGAUAAUCAAGCAGAAGCCUAAGAUAGUCGAGGAUGCAUCAGGCGCUGAGUGCCUUACCGAUGUUGUGGGGAACAUUGAGUUUAGGAAUGUGAGUUUCAGCUAUCCAUCGCGGCCGGAUAUCCCAAUCUUUAGAGAUUUCUCCAUUUUCUUCCCUGCUGGGAAAACAGUUGCUGUCGUUGGUGGAAGUGGUUCGGGAAAGAGCACGAUUGUCUCCUUGAUUGAAAGGUUCUACGACCCCAAUCGUGGGGAAGUUUUGUUGGAUGGUGUGAACAUAAAGAUGUUGCGGCUCAAAUGGUUGCGGUCUCAAAUUGGUUUGGUGAACCAAGAGCCUGCACUCUUUGCCACGACAAUACUCGACAACAUUCUCUAUGGAAAGCCCGAUGCAACAAUGGCACAAGUCGAGGCUGCUGCUUCCGCUGCUAACGCUCAUAGCUUCAUCGCCUUGCUUCCUAACGCUUACAACACGCAGGUAGGAGAGCGUGGUGUUCAGCUCUCAGGGGGCCAAAAGCAGAGGAUUGCAAUCGCCAGAGCUAUGCUAAAGGAUCCGAAGAUACUACUCCUCGACGAAGCAACCAGCGCGCUUGAUGCUGGCUCAGAGAGCAUCGUCCAGGAGGCUCUCGAGCGGCUUAUGGUGGGCAGAACUAGUUUAGUUGUAGCUCAUCGCCUCUCCACAGUAAGAAACGUAGACUCCAUCGCAGUUCUACAGCAAGGGCAAGUCAUCGAAACUGGGACACACGAAGACCUAAUUGCCAAGGCAGGUGGGGCUUAUGCCUCUCUUAUUAGGUUCCAAGAAAUGGCGGGAAACAGUGCUUCAACACGCCGUACACGGUCCUCACGCCUUAGCCACUCGUUGUCGACUAAAUCCCUCAGCCUCCGGUCAGGCAGUCUGAGGAAUCUGAGCUAUUCUUACAGCACGGGUGUGGAUGGCCGGAUAGAGAUGGUCUCGAAUGCAGAGACUGAUAGGAGAAAUGGAGCUCCGGACCGAUAUUUUUGGCGACUUCUCAAAAUUAAUGCCCCCGAGUGGCCUUACUCUAUACUGGGAGCUGUAGGGUCCGUUCUUUCUGGUUUCAUUGGCCCAACUUUUGCCUUGGUGAUGAGUAAUAUGAUUGAGGUGUUCUACUAUACGGAUUCGGACGCCAUGGAGAGGAAAACGAAGGAAUACGUGUUCAUUUAUAUCGGAGCUGGUGUUUAUGCUGUUGUUGCAUACUUGAUUCAGCACUACUUUUUCAGUAUCAUGGGAGAAAACCUUACUACAAGAGUGAGGAGGAUGAUGCUUGCAGCAAUACUGAGGAAUGAAGUGGGAUGGUUCGACGAGCAGGAGAACAACUCGAGCCUCCUUGCAGCGCGGCUGGGAAGCGAUGCUGGUGAUGUGAAAUCUGCGAUUGCGGAGAGAAUAUCCGUUGUGUUGCAGAAUAUGACAUCUCUUCUCGCUUCUUUCAUAGUUGCCUUCAUAGUUGAAUGGAGGGUUUCAUUGCUCAUAUUAGCUACCUUCCCUCUACUUGUCUUAGCCAACUUUGCUCAGCAACUGGCGCUGAAAGGGUUCUCAGGAGACGCGGCGAAGGCGCAUGCGAAGACAAGCAUGAUCGCAGGGGAAGGAGUGAGCAACAUAAGAACAGUGGCAGCCUUCAAUGCCCAAGAAAAGAUCCUCUCUAUGUACACGCACGAGCUCCGAAUUCCACAGCGUCGCAGUCUGCGUCGCAGCCAGUGCUCGGGUCUGCUAUUCGGCCUCUCCCAGCUCGCCCUCUACGCCUCCGAAGCUCUCAUCCUCUGGUACGGCGCCCACCUCGUGAGCACGGGUCUCUCCACCUUCUCAAAGGUCUUGAAGGUCUUUGUGGUCUUGGUCGUCACAGCCAAUUCCGUGGCUGAAACCAUCAGCCUCGCUCCCGAGAUCAUGCGCGGUGGAGAAUCCGUCGCCUUCAUAUUUUCCAUCCUCGACCGCCCCACAAGGAUCGACCCGGAUGACCCUGACGCUGAGCUGGUCGACUCCAUUCGGGGCGAUGUCGAGCUCCGCCACGUAGAUUUCGCGUAUCCAUCGCGGCCGGAGGUGGCUAUCUUCAAGGACUUCAGCCUCAGGAUCAAAGCAGGCCAGAGCCAAGCUCUAGUCGGAGCAAGUGGUUCGGGAAAAAGCACUGUCAUCGCGUUGGUGGAGCGAUUCUACGACCCCUCAGCUGGGAAAGUAAUGAUCGACGGCAAAGAUAUAAGAAGUUUGAAUCUGAGAUCCCUCCGGCGCAGAAUCGGGCUGGUGCAGCAGGAGCCGGUGCUGUUCGCGGCCAGCAUAUUCAACAACAUUGCGUACGGGAUGGAAGGGGCGACGGAGGCGGAGGUGGUGGAAGCAGCGCGGGCAGCGAACGUGCACGCGUUCGUGAGCGGGCUGCCUGACGGGUACAGGACUUCCGUGGGGGAGAAAGGCGUCCAGCUUUCGGGCGGGCAGAAGCAGCGGAUUGCGAUAGCGCGUGCGGUUAUUAAGAAUCCGUCGAUACUUUUGCUGGACGAGGCAACGAGCGCCCUGGACGCGGAGUCCGAGUGCGUGCUGCAGGAGGCGCUGGAGAGGCUCAUGAGAGGGCGGACGACCGUGGUCGUGGCCCAUAGGCUUUCAACGAUACGCGGCGUCGACAACAUUGCAGUGGUUCAAGAUGGACGCGUUGUGGAACAGGGCAGCCACAGACAACUCGUCGGUCGCCAAGAUGGGGGCUAUUCCAGGCUCUUGCAAUUGCAACACCAUCGGAUUUGAAAACAAAAUCAUGCAUGCCAUUAUUAUCUUUCCUUGGUUUGAUUUGUAUCAUUGACAGUAUUUUUAUAAACUAUAUAUACGAUGGGGAUGUGUAAUGUGGGUGAA
Molecule: messenger RNA, 4069 nt
Organism: Salvia hispanica
Lineage: Eukaryota; Viridiplantae; Streptophyta; Magnoliopsida; Lamiales; Lamiaceae
Product: ABC transporter B family member 19-like
Biological process (GO): oligopeptide export from mitochondrion
Cellular component (GO): mitochondrial inner membrane
Molecular function (GO): ATP hydrolysis activity; ABC-type oligopeptide transporter activity; ATP binding
Source: RefSeq, a predicted model, not a curated record